This is a messenger RNA of Bursaphelenchus okinawaensis, 285 nucleotides long. The record is from the annotation of a GenBank genome assembly. Lineage: Eukaryota; Metazoa; Nematoda; Chromadorea; Rhabditida; Aphelenchoididae.
AUGAACACCACCUUGUUAGUCACAAUCUGUAUUGUGCUCAUGACUUUGGUCAGUACCCAAUCUGUCGAUUCUUCCCCAGAUUUUCCAAAUAUUUCGUCGGAAAAGUGGGAAGAUGAGACUGAAAACGACUAUCUCAAUAACCUCAAGAGCUUGGAGCAUGAAGAAGGCAGUAAAUUAAGACAAAUGGUCGAAAACUAUGUCAAGGCACACUUGGCUUCACACAAAAAUGGCAAAGAGUUUUGUGCGAAGCCAUUGAAGGUUAAGAAUAUCAUGCAAGAGAGCUAA